Messenger RNA from Equus caballus (horse), 860 nucleotides. NCBI's taxonomy places the organism in Eukaryota, Metazoa, Chordata, Mammalia, Perissodactyla, Equidae. The record is from RefSeq and is a predicted model, not a curated record.
AGGGGAGAGCUCCUAGCUGCACCAGACACAUCGAGACCACUCCAGGAAGGCCCGAGCCAGACUGCCCGAGAUGAAGUUCAUCGCUGUGGCCCUGGUGUGCCUGCUGCUGGCUGGGGUGUGGCUGCAGGAUGCGGACAGCAAAAGCAUGCACGUGUCGUCCUCCAAUUGCUGCUUUACAUUUAUGAAGAAAAAGAUUUCCCAGGAGAAAAUACGGUGUUACAGAAACACCAGCUCCACCUGCCCCUACGGUGAUCGUCUCAUACUCCAGCUGAGGGGAGGCAGACAGAGCUGUGCCUUGAAGACAGCCCGAUGGGUUCAGGAGUAUUUAAAAAGCAUGAAAACCUGCCUGCUAUAGGAAGUAUGAGCGGCCUCCUUUCCAUCCUGGACUCAGAGACCACGUGGCUUCCCCUGUCCUCCCAUCCCCAGCCCUACACGGGUCCCUCUGCCCCACCUUUGUCAGGUCAUGGAGAGUCUGCUGGGUCCUGAUAAGCUAUGUUGUUGCACUUUACAUAUUUAAAUUCUAGAAUCUUCAACUCCUGCCCCUUGGUGCCUCUUGGACCCCACAGGGAUGGCAGGGCACAAAUUUGAUUAGAUUGAGGGGCUGGGGGCUGGAGCCAGGGGGUUGAAAGGUGGGGGAGGGGAGAAGACCCGUUGGAUCUGGUGCUGGGGAGCUGACUGCUUGUCAAUAGGAGCCAAUAAAUGACUCAUGCCUCUCUGCUUUGUCUUUGUCCUGGGGGUCAGCGUUGACUUGGGGUUGUGGUGUAAAUGCUCUGCUUCCGGUUUCGGCAGUGGGACAAGGCUGGGACCCAGGGAUGGGUCCACGUUUGGGUGCAGGAUGUUCUCCCUCCCUGCCCAGCCCA